GACGUCGAACCCGGUGGAAGCAGUAGUGCGAUCUCGUCUGUCGCGGUCGGACCGACGACGUUGAGGCAGCAGGAGCCAUAACUCAAUCCUGCCAUAUCGUAAUCUGUGUCUACCUCCAACAAGCAACAGCAACGCGAUACAAAAAAAAUAAAACGGGGUGUCCGCAUCAAUAAAAAACCAAGUGUCUCUUCAAUCCGACCUUACGAGGUCGUUCAUUUAGUGAAGAACUAAAAAAGAAGUAAAUUGUCUUAAACAAUUUUUGUUCUUUUUGAAGACAUUUUUUUUGGGUUUUCAUUAAAAACAAAUUAAAAUGAGCUCAAAAGAGAUACUUGCAAUGGAUGAAAAGGAGAUGUUUUCAACGAUGGAGGAUUCGGGGAACAGUUGCGGUAGCAGUGUCGUGUCAGAUUUGAGCGGAGUUUCCGAUCAAAUAGACAUUUUCGACGGUGUGCAAAUUUCUGAUUUGGAAGAGUCGGACUUUGAAGAUGCGCUGGCGGUUUUGCAGUGUUCACCUCUUGACGAGCCCGAAUCAAGGCACCGUCCAGACUCUGCACCCAUAAACAUUUCGAAACCGAUGGAUUCGUCCCAACAACGUCAAGCAGUCCUUAGUUAUGAACAAGUGCGUAAAUUAAAUAACGUUAUGGAUGAGAUCGUCAGCAUUCACGGACGUGGAAAUUUCCCAACAUUAGAAGUAAGACUUCGUGAUCUUGUAACGGUCGUUCGAAGUAAAUUAGAGGCGGAUACAGCUUCCGGUGGUGCCGGAAUGAGAGUGCGCGAUAUUCGUUUAAAUGGUGGCGCAGCAUCGCACGUUUUAACAACCGAACCACAACCAUAUAACGAUUUGGAUUUAAUUUUCGGUGUCGAAUUAUCAAGUGGAAGAAAUUACGAUCGCGUUAAAUCCGCCGUUUUAAGUUCGCUAUUCGAUUUAUUGCCAGACGGUGUCAGUCGAAAAAGGAUAUCAACGUGUAGUUUAAAAGAAGCUUACGUAAGCAAAAUGGUUAAGGUAAACGACGGUGAUAGAUGGUCUUUAAUUUCGUUGGGGAAUUCCCGCGGGCAUAAAAAUGUCGAAUUAAAAUUCGUCGAUACAAUGAGGCGGCAAUUUGAAUUCUCCGUGGAUUCGUUUCAAAUAAUUCUUGGGUCGUUAUUGCAAUUUUAUGAUUGUAGUGAAUUACCGAUAAGUGAAAAUUUUUAUCCGACUGUAAACGGCGAGUCUGUUUAUGGCGAUUUCCAAGAGGCGCUUUAUCAUUUACAAAAGAAAUUGAUCUCAACGCGGCACCCGGAGGAAAUUAGAGGUGGUGGUUUGUUAAAGUACUGUAAUUUAUUGGUGAAAAAUUAUCGACCCGCUAAUCCUGAUCAUAUAAAAACGUUACAAAGGUACAUGUGCUCAAGAUUUUUUAUAGACUUUCCCGAUAUUGGCCAACAAAGAGCUAAACUUGAGAAUUAUUUAUGGAAUCACUUCGUUGGGGCCGAAGAGGAGAGCUUGAAACAUCAAUACUUGAUGUUGCUGAGAGAAGUCGUCGAAGAAUCAACCGUUUGCUUAAUGGGCCACGAGAGACGACAAACUUUAUCGUUAAUAGAUAACUUAGCAUGGCAAGUUCUUUGCCAGGAUCAACAAAGAAUGAUGACACAACCUCAACCAGUUCUUUAUAACGGAAUUAUUUAUCAUCCAGUGAUACCUUCAACGUGUUAUUGCCCUUGUAAUCCUAACUGGAUGCAAUGCACGUGAUCGUUUUAAAACGAAAAAUUAAAAUUAAAAUUAAAAUUAAAAAAGUCUACCGUCACAUUCCGUUUUUUUUUAAAUUAAUUAAUUAAGGUAUCUCUAAAAAAUAUUCUAAAAAAAAGAUAAAAAAGUUAAAUCGAAAUCGAUCGGCAAAAGAUUUUUUCUUGUACUAGGACGUAAAAAAUAUCUAACCCACCUCUUUGUUUUUGGAAAGUGGCUGUGACAAUAUUAAAAACAGUUUCCGAUCGAAAUCAGCCAAAAAAGCCUAAUUCUAAAAAAAAAAA
Messenger RNA from Onthophagus taurus, 2001 nucleotides. Its product is annotated as terminal nucleotidyltransferase 5C. Gene Ontology annotation, molecular function: RNA binding; poly(A) RNA polymerase activity. Gene Ontology annotation, biological process: mRNA stabilization. Lineage: Eukaryota; Metazoa; Arthropoda; Insecta; Coleoptera; Scarabaeidae. The record is from RefSeq and is a predicted model, not a curated record.